This is a messenger RNA of Empidonax traillii (willow flycatcher), 791 nucleotides long. RefSeq names its product nucleic acid binding protein 2 (gene NABP2). The transcript is spliced from 8 exons. Gene Ontology annotation, biological process: mitotic cell cycle checkpoint signaling; response to ionizing radiation; double-strand break repair via homologous recombination. The coding region runs from base 100 to 705 and encodes 201 amino acids. Gene Ontology annotation, molecular function: DNA binding. NCBI's taxonomy places the organism in Eukaryota, Metazoa, Chordata, Aves, Passeriformes, Tyrannidae. The record is from RefSeq and is a predicted model, not a curated record. Gene Ontology annotation, cellular component: SOSS complex.
GCCCCCUCGUGGCGGGGCGGGAGGGAGGGCGGCGCUCCCGGUGCCGGUCCCGAUUCCGGUCCCGGUAGCCCCGGAGUCUCGCUCGGUUCCGCCGGCACCAUGAGCACCGAGACGCUGGUGAAGGACGUGAAACCGGGGCUGAAGAACCUCAACCUCAUCUUCAUCGUGCUGGAGACGGGCCGGGUGACGAAGACCAAGGACGGGCACGAGGUGCGGACGUGCAAAGUGGCCGACAAGACCGGCAGCAUCAACAUCUCGGUGUGGGACGAUGUGGGGAACCUCAUCCAGCCCGGGGACAUCAUCCGCCUCACCAAGGGCUACGCGUCCGUCUUCAAGGGCUGCCUGACCCUCUACACGGGGCGCGGGGGAGACCUGCAGAAGAUCGGCGAGUUCUGCAUGGUGUACUCCGAGGUGCCCAACUUCAGCGAGCCCAACCCCGAGUACGUGGCGCAGCAGAGCAAAGGGGCCCAGAACGAGAGCGCGAGUCCUGCUGCUUCCCAGACCACCCAGGGCCCCCCCGCGGCCCCCCCAGCCCCCGACAGCCAGAACGGGAACGGGCUGAGCCCGGGGGGCCCCGCGCACCCCCCCAGCGCCCCCGCGCACCCCCCGAGCGGCCGCAUCACCCGCAGCCAGCCCGGGCACCCCGGCCCCGCCUCCGGGCCCGUCAGCAACGGCAAAGAGACGCGGAGGAGCAGCAAGAGAUAACGGGGACCCCCGCCCGGACCCUCCUCCCUCCAGCCCCGGCACGGCCGGGAACGGCGGGGGGGACCCCCAGCCCCCAGCCCUGCGCA